GAACCAGAAGACUCAAUGGCCAUUAGUUGCUCAUAAUAGAUACUGGUCAAAUUUAACAACAUAUGCAAAGCAAAAUGGAGGAGAUUACGACUUCAUUAUACAGUCUCCUUUAGCCAUACCAACUGAGGAGCGAUUUUGGGAUGAUCUGUUCAGAUAUUCUAGAACAUGGGGAUUGGCAGUAUAUGAACAGGAUUGGUUGGGUAGAGAAUUUGAUACGUUGAACGCCACCUUGACAAGUGCUCGUUUGGGUAACAAUUGGCUUCUACAGAUGGGGCGAGCUGCCCAGAAUAAUGGACUGACAAUACAGUACUGCAUGGCUGAAUCUCGCGACGUUUUGACAUCACUACAAAUACCAGUCGUAACCCAGGCCCGUGUCAGUGAAGAUUAUCAUCCCGGUAAUGAUAACUGGAGACUGGGUGUCACAUCUAUAUUUGCUGAUAGUCUGGGUAUCGCUCCCUUUAAAGAUAACUUCUGGACCACCACAUACCAACCAAAGAACAAUUAUAAUCUGAAUGAACCAAACCCCGGAUUAAUAGCAGCGGUAGCUACUUUAAGUACAGGACCUGUUGGCCCUUCUGACAAAAUAGGGUUUUCUGAUGUUGAAUUGAUAAUGAGAUCGUGUGAUGCUGAUGGUUUGAUAUUGAAACCAAAUAAACCCGCCAUGGCUAUAGAUGCUCGAAUUCUAGAGUUAGCGUUUCAGGAUGGUAUUGGACCAGAAGGAGAAGUUUGGUCAACACAUACUAUGAUCAAUGAUUACUAUUUCCGUAUUGUUCUAGCAGCUGAUAUGAAUUCGUCGUUUAGUCUGCUUCCGUCGCAUAUUGGGUCGUUGUCAACGUUCAUCAUGAAAAAUUCUCAUACUACUGUUGAUGCUAUUGUUCCUCUUCCAUUUACGGAAGACCAGCCACUUAAUCUUACCACUGCCUGUACUAAAUCCAACUUCUGUUUAUAUCACACCAGCAUGCAGUUCUCAUUGUCUGACAGAAACGUUAUUAUUUAUGGAGAGUUCAGUAAAUGGGUGCCAAUGUCCAGAAACCGGGUAAUAUCUUUUACAGUAGGAACCAAUGAUAUACAAUUAGAAUUACAGGGUGCUUAUAUGGAGAUGGUUACAUUUUUAUUCUUUGAAGAUAUGAAUCCCGUUUAUGUGAAAUGCCAGAUUGGAAACAGUGGGCGUGCUACCAUGAGUCUGGUAGAUCGACAAUGUCAGCAACUUUGAGUUGAA
Messenger RNA from Patella vulgata (common limpet), 1219 nucleotides. RefSeq lists its product as uncharacterized. Lineage: Eukaryota; Metazoa; Mollusca; Gastropoda; Patellidae. The record is from RefSeq and is a predicted model, not a curated record. The coding region runs from base 269 to 1213 and encodes 314 amino acids. The transcript has 10 exons.